Zymoseptoria tritici IPO323 is the source of this 681-nucleotide messenger RNA. RefSeq lists its product as uncharacterized. The transcript has a single exon. Bases 1 to 681 code for a protein of 226 amino acids. The record is from RefSeq and is a predicted model, not a curated record. Lineage: Eukaryota; Fungi; Ascomycota; Dothideomycetes; Mycosphaerellales; Mycosphaerellaceae.
AUGGAGGCCUCUCUCCUUGGACUCCCAGGAGAAAUAAAAAAUCGCAUUUACGAGCUUGUCCUCACGGAGGGCGACGACAACACACGAGAAGCCGUCGAACUUGAGCAAAGCUGGUUCGACAGUGCAUUCGGUCUUAUACACGUCAACCGUGAAUGCAUAUAUCCACCCGAGCCUCUCGCAAUCACUGGCCUGCCACUCGUGUCCAAGACGAUACGACGGGAAUCGCUACGACUGUACUACUCCUUGAACAAGUUUUACUUCCAGACUGAAUACUUAAAGAGCAAGCAUAAAGAUCGAAUAGUCAGGCGUCUGGAGGAAUGGGCAGAUCACGUUGGCCGUGAGCAGGCCAGGGACAUUCGCGAUGUUACCAUCAGUCUUGCCUCCUUGAAAGGUCAGAGCGGACCCGCAAGCAUCGACUGGGACCAUAUGCGGCAGAUGCGAUCGCUCUUCCAUCCCCAUGGAUGCGUGAGGAUUCGGUUCUGCUUGGACGGCAAUGGUACAGCUCUGUUCGUCCUUGGGUCACGAGCAUCAAUGCUGCAAGAGCUCAAUCGACUGGCUGAGCUCUGGUGCUGGACUUGGCAACGAAUGCGCCGCUAUGAUGAGCAGGAGGCUCGCCGAGUCGCGCAGUGGUACAGGCAGGAUGUAGCAAAGUUGUUCAUGGGCAUGCCAGAAACAAUCUAG